Molecule: messenger RNA, 920 nt
Organism: Dendrobium catenatum
Lineage: Eukaryota; Viridiplantae; Streptophyta; Magnoliopsida; Asparagales; Orchidaceae
Product: auxin-binding protein ABP20-like
Exons: 2
Coding region: 79-708 (209 amino acids)
Cellular component (GO): cell wall
Molecular function (GO): manganese ion binding
Source: RefSeq, a predicted model, not a curated record
GAGAGAGAUAUAUAUCCUCGAUUAAGCAGCUCGCUCCACACACAUAUCUCUAUCUCCAUCCACAAAAAUUUACAAACAAUGCUCCCAAUCCCUUUCCUUGUCCUCCUCCUCUCUUCCAUCCUCUCCCCCUCCUCCGCCGCCGACUUCUGCGCCGCCGAUCUCUCCCUCCCCACCAAUCCAGCCGGAUUCUCCUGCAAGAAAGCAUCCACCGUCAGCACCUCCGAUUUCGUCUUCUCCGGACUCGGCGCCCCCGGAAAUACCAACAACAUCGUCAAAGCCGCCGUAACCCCCGCCUUCACCACGCAAUUCCCGGGCCUCAACGGCCUCGGCCUCUCCCUCGCCCGCCUCGACCUUGCAAUUGAUGGCGUAGUCCCUCUCCACACUCACCCCGCCGCCUCCGAGGUCCUCUUAGUUAUACAAGGCUCCAUCGAAGCUGGCUUCAUCUCUUCCUCCAAUACUGUUUAUUAUAAGACGCUGUCCGAAGGAGAUACAAUGGUUUUUCCCCAAGGCCUGCUGCACUUCCAGGUGCAGUCAGGCAGCACGCCGGCGGUCGCAUUUGCUACUUUCAACAGCCCGGACCCGGGAUUGCAGAUUACGAGCCUUUCGUUGUUCGGGAGUUCUUUGCCGUCCCACUUAGUGGAGAAGGUGACCUUCCUCGAUGACGCGCAGGUUAAGAAGCUGAAGAAGGUCUUAGGGGGAACCGGCUAAGGACUAAAAUAUCGCUCACGGAUGCUGCUCUGAGUUAAUAAUUUGCCUUUCAGUUGGUUUGUUGUUUUCAUGUGUUUGUUAUGUGAUGAAUUUUAGCGUGCUUUGGUGGAGCUCGAACGCUGAGCUAAUUGAUAUUGAGCUCAGAUGAUAGCUCAUGUAAUAAUUUCUCUAUGUUUUGUGUUAAGCUAGCUUGUGUUUGUCAUUUCUUAUCA